AUGAAUAUAACAGACUCAAGCAACAAUGCAAGUACUUAUGCUUCCGAGCAAGCUCGAUAUGAAAGCUUUUUCCAAUCAGCGUGGGGCACGGAGAUUUCAUACCGAACGGAGCUAGCGCGCGAUGGUUUUUACUUUACAGGAAUAUCGCGACAGGUUAAAUGUUUUUUCUGUGGAUACCUCUACCACGCCUCAAUCUGGCAAGAUUUACACUGGAUUGAACAUCGUCUUCAUUCAUCAGAUUGUCCUUUCAUCCAAGGUCUUCCUUGUGGUAAUAUACCAAGAUCUAUAUCAACUGUUGUUCUACAGGAAAACACGCCUCUAAGAGUCAUGGUUAAUUAUGAAAUGAAGAAUCAAGGAUAG
This is a messenger RNA of Panonychus citri (citrus red mite), 360 nucleotides long. RefSeq names its product E3 ubiquitin-protein ligase XIAP-like. Gene Ontology annotation, biological process: positive regulation of protein ubiquitination; regulation of cell cycle; negative regulation of apoptotic process. NCBI's taxonomy places the organism in Eukaryota, Metazoa, Arthropoda, Arachnida, Trombidiformes, Tetranychidae. The transcript has a single exon. Gene Ontology annotation, cellular component: nucleus; cytoplasm; spindle microtubule. Bases 1 to 360 code for a protein of 119 amino acids. Gene Ontology annotation, molecular function: cysteine-type endopeptidase inhibitor activity involved in apoptotic process; ubiquitin protein ligase activity. The record is from RefSeq and is a predicted model, not a curated record.